Messenger RNA from Prorocentrum cordatum, 1293 nucleotides. The record is from the annotation of a GenBank genome assembly. NCBI's taxonomy places the organism in Eukaryota, Dinophyceae, Prorocentrales, Prorocentraceae.
AUGGCCGACGUGGCUGCGCUGGCCAGGCUGAGAGGGGCUGGCACGUGGGCGACCCCGCUCAAUUGGACGCCAUUGGCCAAGCUGCUCGGACCGAGGUCGGUGGACGACGCCGAGUGGACGAUCAGCCACCAGCGGGCUCUUCGAAGCUUACUCGGAGGAUCCCAUUGGACGCAGGCCCGGCUUUGCGACGAGGGCAAGACGGGCAGCGACCUGUGCAUCGUGUGCCGCGCGGAGCGGGGCACACUCUGGCACCGCUGCUUCGCUUGCGACGGCCACGCGGUGCGCAGAAGGGACCGGUGCCCGCCAGAGCUGCUGGCCGCCGCGCGCCUGGUGCGCGAGCGCGGAGAGGCGGCGGGUGAGCUGUUUGCCCGAGGUCUCGUGCCCUGUGCGCAGCAAUGCUUCUCGAGGUCGGAGGCUCUAGAGGCCCACCACCUUGUGUGGCACACGCGGCCCGAGGGAGGCUUCUUCUCGGGUGAUGUCUUCGUCGACAGGAGCGCCUUCGACGUGGAGGACGACUCCCUGACACGAGCAGGGUGGGCCAUCGUGGCCUUCAACGACGACCGGGAGAUCACGGGCGCGGCCCACGGCGUGGUGCCGUUGAUGCAGGUACCGCUGCAGGAGGCGCGCGACGGCGAGGAUUACGCGUUCAAGAUGCUGGCGCAGAUCGGGCAGGGCCCUCUCAGGGUCCACUGCGAUUGCAAGGGCACGGUGAGGUGUGCACGCGACCGGGCCUUCGCCAUGCGCGAGGCCAACGUGCGGCGGCACCUCUGGUCAACGUGGUGGUCCGAGACGGGCGACCAGGAGGUGGAGGUUGUGAAGAUCAAGGUUCGCCACGCCCCUGCAGCGCCAUGGAAGCUGAGGGGCCACAGCAUUUUGGCAAGGCCGUGCGACGACGAGGAUACAGUGCUCUUCUGCAUGCAGUGCGGUGCCAACGCGCAGGUGCCGCGGAAAGGCCGUGGCAGCCUGCUGGGUCCGUGCCACGGCUCCGAGGCCGCUGGACUAGCAGAGGCGCGCUGGCGGCUGCGAGGCGGCCUGCACCCGCACCCCUGGAGGCAGAGACAGAAGCUCGGGCAGCCUCGAGCUCUCACAGCCGCCGAGCGGAGGAUUUGGCGACCAGUGCUGGCGCCCGACGCUGGCGAGGAAGAGCAGGGAACUCCACGGCUCAGCUGGCGGCGCCUCCACAUCUUCGACGUGGCGCGGCUGCACGGGUUCCCCAGCCCAGCGGAGGCAGUGGCUUGGGAGCGCCCGGCGGCGCUAGACAGCGAGGGCUCUGAGAGCGACGGUAUGGCGUGA